Conger conger (European conger) is the source of this 6286-nucleotide messenger RNA. It is a transcript of the gene alpk1, whose product is annotated as alpha-kinase 1. The record is from RefSeq and is a predicted model, not a curated record. The transcript is spliced from 14 exons. Lineage: Eukaryota; Metazoa; Chordata; Actinopteri; Anguilliformes; Congridae. The coding region runs from base 719 to 5383 and encodes 1554 amino acids. Gene Ontology annotation, molecular function: protein serine/threonine kinase activity; ATP binding. Gene Ontology annotation, biological process: protein phosphorylation.
UCGUUUAGUUAACGUUAUACUAGCAUCUCAUAUCAUUAUUUGCCUUUCCAAGCUGAAAAUAAUGAAACACGUUCGUUAGCUACUCACUCGUAAAAGAACAUUCCAGAUUCAUCGUUCGUCCUACAUAUCGGGGCGACAUUGACAUAAUGCGAGGUGUCGUGGACAUGCAGUAAGUAGCCUACGUUGAGGUUAUUAGGCUAUACAAUGUUAACUUUUUCUGUAAGUCAUUUUGCCCAAUUCAAAAACAAGUAGAUCUACCUAUUCGUGAAGCCGGGUUGCAACCAGCUCUGCAGUAGGCCUGUCCUAUUUUUUUGGAAAGGGGAACUUCCAUGAAAAUCAGCCUGUUCUGCAAUGAAACUGGAGAAUGUAGCAUGAAUCAUGCUUUACCCAGGCUAUUCCACCGGAAUCACCUGGGCAAUAAAGGUUUAUAUCUAUUUUAUAGAUUGAAACAUUUUAUACAGUAGCUAGUAUACCAUGCGGGAUCGAAUCAUCGGUUUAACUCCGAGGCUAUGUAAGACGAAUUAAUCUGGAAUGUCCUUUAACGAUCCUAUGUUGAUUGAGUCUAGGAGUUGACACCCUAUCCCAGAAGAACUGGCAGUCAUCCACCUGUGAGCCUGGACACCUGCAAGACCUGGACGUAGGGGAAAGACAGACUGGGACAAGGCCAUAGGCAAAGUAGGGAAACAAGCAGUUUGCUCUGGCUCCAACCAAAAGAGCCAUGAAUAACCGGGAGGUUGUGGCUAUGCUGGAGGAGUGUCGGCAGACUGCGGCCGCUGGAUCCGUGGAACCCACUGAUGAAGCGAAGGAGGGAUUCCUGCGAUGCAGGGCGUCCCUCUCCGCCGAGCUCAGUGCAUUGCUCCAGGACGCAGCGGCAAUGAAGUGGCCCUUCGUUCCAGAGAAAUGGCAGUACAAGCAGGCCGUCACCUUGGAGGACAAGACCACGCUCAAGGAACUCAUCAGCAGGCAUCUGCCCCAGCUUCUGAUGCUCCUGAGAGCGUCCCUUUUAGCUGGAGAGCCCUUGUGGGCAGCUUCCACGGUGUUCCUGGUGGACCGUUUCCUGUACUGGGUGGACACCUCCAAAAGCCUGCUGAAGAUCGCCCAGGCCCUGCACAAGCACUACCCGACCACGCCCAUUGCCCCCCAGGUGGUCAUCAGGCAGGCCCGUCUGUCCCUCAACUCUGGUAAACUCCAGAAGGCAGAGUACAUUCUGAGCAGCCUGAUCAACAACAGCGGAGCAACAGGUUGCUGGGUGUACCAUGCCGAUAGCGACAGAGUCCUGGUACAGGCUGUCAGUGUGCAGGUACGAGGGCAGGUGCUGCAGAAGCUGGGGAUGUGGAUCGAGGCUGCAGAGCUCAUCUGGGCGUCACUGAUUGGUUUACAUGCUCUCCCUGAACCAGACAGAAAGGGGAUCGGAACAUCUCUAGGGCUAUUGGCAAACAUUCUGGUGUCGAUGAACGAUACAGAUUUCCAGGCAUUCAUCGCAGGUCAACACAUGGAUCUGCGCUUACUGAAAGAGAGAGGUCAUCGCUUACUGGCAGCAGCCGAAGCUGCCAAAAUGGCCGUGGUGUACAGCCAGUAUGAUUCUCUCUACGUGCUAAGCAAUGUGGUGACCCAGGGCAUUUGUCUGUUGGCCUACAGCUUCUCGCCAGGGUGUGGCCCCACAGAGAGAGAGGCCAUCCUCGGCGAAGCCAAGGAGGCCUUCCAGAUCGGCCUGCUGGCCAAGCGGGAGGGCGAGGUGGUGACCAGCAAGCAGGACCUGCACCUGUUGAUCAAGGCGGCGUACUCUCUGACCGUCACCCACAAGUGGUUGGGCUCUGCUCGGGGACAGGUCAUUGAGGCCAGCCAGGUGUGCCAAGAGGUCGUGGAGAAGCUGCACGCCUACAGUGCCGUGGGUGGUGGGGAGAGAGAUGCGCUGGGCGCUGAGAUCAUGGGCCUGGUGGGGCGGGUGAAGGUGGUCCUGGGAGUCAAGCCCUUCACCACGUCUGACGAGCGAUCCUUCAUCCCGGACAGCUACCGCUCAGCGGAGGAGACCCCUGUCAGGUUUUCGACCGACCACUUCUCAGAGGUGAUGGGCAGGUUUCGGAAGCACCACGCAUCGGUGUGCCAGGCUCACAGAAUGUCCAGGAGUGGUGCGUCCAGGAGCGGGGUCCAGGAGUGCUCUGUCACCUGCAUCACCACCAUGAAGACAGCCACUGAAACCCUGGACACAGAAGGUGCCACAGAAAAGUAUACACAUGACAACUGGCCUCUGGGGAGAAGACCAGACAGACAGACAAAAGGGGGACAUGUGGAGCAGCAGUGUUCCAAUGAGCUCACUGAAGGAGAGGAGACGGAUGGUGCCACCAGCAGUGAGGGGUGUGGAUUUAAAGGAAUGAGCAAAAAGACGUCUACCUCCUGCUCCUUUAGAGACAGACCGGCGUCCCUAAUUGAUGCCGGAGUGAGAAGCAAGGGCAGAAAUGCCGUGACCUGUGCCAUUCGGAAAGCAGAGACGAGGGUGGAUCAGAAGUGUCUGACAGAGGUCAGUGACGAGGACGGUGAAAACGUCUCUAGUGAGGAUCCUGGAUCUUUGGCGGGAUAUGAAGGAGAAAGUGCAAGCGGUUAUAGACAGAGCCCUCACGCUUCCUCAAGAGGUACUUCGGCCCUGCCUUCGUCCUGGGAGUCCAUUUCCUAUCCUGACACAGAAAGUAAGAAGGGCCCGAAUGACACAACCGCUAGAGUGUCUGCUAAUGACUCAGUGACAGAAUGGGUGGAAGUUGGGAUGGAGCUCCAGUAUGAGACCAAGGACAGUAAUAAAGAGAAUAUGAAGGCAGGACAAGGCAGUAAAGGUUGCCAAUUUAAUGGAGUCGACAAUGGAAGGAAUUCCUCCAGUUCACUGAAAGACCCAUCUCCUUUCAUUGAGCCCAAAAAGAUAGGCAAGGAUAAAAAAUCUGUAACUCGUGCGAAACAGAGAGUGGCAAUGUGGGUGGACCAGCAGUGUCCGACAGAGUUCAGCGAUGAAGAGGUGAACAGUGAAACCAACAGCAAACGGCUUGGGAUUAAGGGAAUGGACAAAGCAAGGACUUCCUCCUGCUCUCCGAGAGAUGGUCCACCUUCCGUCAUUAAACCCAAAUCAUUAAACAAGUGGGUGGACCCACAGUGUCCUACAGAGUUCAGCGAUGAAGAGGUGAACAGUGAAACCAACAGCAAAGGGCUUGGGAUUAAGGGAAUGGACAAAGCAAGGACUUCCUCCUGCUCUCCGAGAGAUGGUCCACCUUCCGUCAUUAAACCCAAAUCAUUAAACAAGUGGGUGGACCCACAGUGUCCUACAGAGUUCAGCGAUGAAGAGGUGAACAGUGAAACCAACAGCAAACGGCUUGGGAUUAAGGGAAUGGACAAAGCAAGGACUUCCUCCUGCUCUCCGAGAGAUGGUCCACCUUCCGUCAUUAAACCCAAAUCAUUAAACAAGUGGGUGGACCCACAGUGUCCUACAGAGUUCAGCGAUGAAGAGGUGAACAGUGAAACCAACAGCAAAGGGCUUGGGAUUAAGGGAAUGGACAAAGCAAGGACUUCCUCCUGCUCUCCGAGAGAUGGUCCACCUUCCGUCAUUAAACCCAAAUCAUUAAGCAAGUGGGUGGACCCACAGUGUCCUACAGAGUUCAGCGAUGAAGAGGUGAACAGUGAAACCAACAGCAAAGGGCUUGGGAUUAAGGGAAUGGACAAAGCAAGGACUUCCUCCUGCUCUCCGAGAGAUGGUCCACCUUCCGUCAUUAAACCCAAAUCAUUAAGCAAGUGGGUGGACCCACAGUGUGCUACAGAGUUCAGCGAUGAGGAGGUGGAUGGUGAAACCAGUCUUGCAGGGCAUGGGUUUAAAGGGAUGGGCAGUACGAGGACUGCUUCCAGCCCUCUCGGUGAUAGUCUGGGUUCGAAUUCCUCAUGGCAGAAGCUCUGUCUUUCUGACACAGGGUCCCCUGUUACCAGUGGAAAAGACAGCAGAAGACCUUCUGACAAUCACACAGAGGAGGAGUGGGUAAACGUGGACUGUCCUAAAGCAGUUAAAGACGAGGUGCUUGAUAAAGCAGGGAGUAGUUUUAAAGACACGAGGAGAGUCGGCUCUCUCUGCGAUAGUCUGAGUUCUGGUUCUUCAUGGCAGAAGCUCAGUUUCUCUGACGCAGGGUCUGCGCUUAGCAGCGGUAGAGGUGCUUGCUCCAGUGCUAAACAGAGAGUGCGGGUGGACCGGCAGUGUCCUACAGAGGGCAGUGAUAUGGAAGAUCAGAGGGACACAGGAUCAUUCCCUGCGCGCGCACUGAAAGCGGACUACCACCAGCCAGAGCCACGCCAAGUAGACCCCAAGGCAGAGACUGAGGACUAUGUACUGGGAGACCUCAGCAUGUCCGCUGAGUGUGACGAACCUAAAGAUUCUGCUGCAGAGAUUGGUGGCGUGGGACAUUUUGCAGAGCCAAAGUCUUUUCGGAUCAUGGGAAAUGAGGAAGGACGUGAGGGGGAACUUGGAAAGCUCUAUCUGGAUGACUACCAGCAGCCCUCGUACAAUAAUCAGUCACAUAAUCGGUGUCUUGGGAAGUGCACGCUGUGUAGUCUAGUCCCUGAGUGUUCACCCACCCUGACGGAGCAAGAUUACAAAGCUCUUCUGUCUGGCGUGUGUCACAAAUGUCUGCUUAAUAGGCUGGACGUGAAAAAGACGUUUAGACUGAGGAAACACAGGACUGCCUACAGUGCCCUUCUUCUGAAAUACUCCAAGGUGACUGAUCGCUGGACAUCCCGGGAGACAAAGGUGUUCAUUGGAGACCCCAUUGGGAAAAAAGGCUGCCAAAGAACAGCAUUUUGGGUGCAGAUUCUGCACCAGGAAGAGGUUCUGGGCAGUUAUGUCGGGAAGACGUACCAAUUUGAAAAAGAGAUCCGCUACCACCUAACUGACGUGGAGAGACAGAUGACGGCGCAGUAUUACGUAACGGAGUUCAACAAGAGGCUGUACGAGAAGAGCGUCCCUGCACAGCUCUUCUUUAUUCCAUCUGAAGUUCUUCUGAUUCUAGAAGGUGAUGUCAUCACUGACUGUGUGACAGUAGAACCGUACAUGCUGGGAGACUUUGUAAAGCUGACCAAUAACACCGUCUAUACCAACCAAAAUUAUGAAGCCACAGACUAUGGCAUUGCUUUUGGCCAUUUCACUUACCAGCUCUCCGGUGGCAAAGAGGUGGUUGUAGACUUGCAAGGGUGGGUGACAGACAAUGGGAAGGGAUUGACGUACCUCACCGACCCCCAGAUCCACUCGGUCACGGGGGUGGGAUCUCGCCAUGGCGCACGCGGCAUCAAACAGUUUCUGGAGAACCAGCAUGGCCCACAGUGCAAUGGCAUCUGCAAAGCCCUAUCCCUGGGGCUGCUCCAGUGACCCCAUUGUUUAAGUCUGCAUCAGAUUCACUCGAACAAUGAAUAAGCAGUGUUGCGGUAUGGUCUUUAUGCUAAUGCAGACUUUGUGAGUAAACAUUACUGAUGGAACAUUCCAACUAAGCCUGAGGUGAAGACUGUGGUUUUGGCGGGAAACAGAAACCAGCAGGCCUUUCACAGAAGCCCACAGAAGAAAAAGAGCCAAUAAAACCAUUGAGCUAAUUACCAUGUAUCUUUUAAGUGCUAAAAGAAAAUGUUUAGCCUACGUAUUAUUCCUUCGAUUUAAGUGUUUUGUUAUUUUUCAUUUAUUACAAUUAUAUGUUUAUUUCACAUUAAUUUCCAGUCGGGCAACCUGGGAGGGUCCCUGCUCAGCCUCAAAUCUGACCUUUUGCCCUAGGAUUUGGGCCGAGAGUGAAACAUAUAUUAAAGAAUAAGAAUGUACUAACAAUGGUGGUUUGUAUUAAACCUAUAGAAUUUUAUUGUACUAAUGUAUGAUAAUAUGUAUCAGUUAAAACAGUUAAAUGCUUGUUUCACUUAUAUAUGGUUAACCCUAUAUUGUGUGCUAGUCUCAUGGCAAUAAGGCACUCUUAAGGAAUUUGGCUCAACCUACGAAUAAGGAGUUAAGGAACACAUUUUCCCUAGUGGUUUUUGGUCGUAAAUUCCCUCCUGGGGAAUGCUUAUUGAAAAUAAGCACACCAUGUCAGACACUUAGUAAGUUAUCAUUAAAAUCCAGAAUGAGUUAGUUGGGGAUGAGUCAUCUUGUGACUUUUGCAGAACAUCCUUCCUAUGACGAGUUAUAAAAAUAGUAUAAAGAUUUGUAUGACCAAGAGAUUUUUAGCUUUGUCUUGUGCAUUGAUCUUCUGGACCAUAAUAAUAUUGCAAUAAAAUAAAACUACUAUUCACCAGC